GUCUAGAAUGGUAAUGAACCCUCGGGGACACCAAAAGAGUCGACCUCACUGGUCACUGUGACAGGAGAGAGCCGCACCCUCUCUCGGAUGUAUAAACACAUUCACAUGCAGACAGCACAAAUCAGUGGAUGUAUUCCUAGAAGAACCAGCCUUAUUGUUCUGGCUGAAGUUCAGGUCUGGCAUAUUUGUGGUUGCAAAUACAGUUUACAUUGGGCUAUUUACUAUAAGAUAUCUUAAGUUGAGUACUUGAAAUUCAUUAAAUGAUUCCCAGUUUCAACAGACAUAUCUUGCACGGCCUUAGCCUCUUCACAUUUGCUGCGUUCUUGUUGUAGAUUCACACUACUUCAGUGGUACUGGAUGUUUUUUGGGGGGAAUACGUCAAUAUUGUGCUGAGAGAAAGGGUUUGUCUGCCUGUGAGGGAUGACCUCAUCAAGCCGAGGUUGAAGACCUGGUUCAGUAAGUGUUCAGCAGCAGUGUAGUCGAGGAGAGAGGGAGGGCCAGAGUGGACAAUCCUCCUGUGAGAUCACUCUUUGAACCAAGUCCAUUGACUUUCGAAAAUGGUCCCACCAAGAGUUACUUUUGGACUGUUUGGCGCAGCGUGAUAACGUUUUACCCAGACAUCUUUGUGCCUCAGACAUGUGAUAGUCUGCCCGCCCACUGGGUUUAAAUGGCCUGUGAGCAGGAAGCAUCUGUUAGCUCAGAGACAGGAACAGGAACAUCAGCCCUCACCUCUCAUUGACAAAAGAGAAAUAAACCAACAUUUCAGACUCCACUCACCAGGCUUGAUGAGCCUGCCAGAUCGGUGGUGUUCACCAGAGUCACCCCAUUUUCUGUCACACCUCCCCCCGCCACCACCCCACCACCCUGGGACAAAAGACCCCCACAUCCCUCGGGGCCCCACAGACCGUGAGAGCGACAGAGAAGAGGAGCAGGCGGAGGAGGAGGAGGAGCGAGAGGAUUAGAAACCGUGCUGCGUCACAUCCGUCCCGUCGGAGGGGGCAGGGCUCGAGAACGGCGGAGGGAGGGAGCGAGCGAGCGCACGAGCGAGAGAGAGAGAGAGAGAGAGAGCAGUCCAGCGAAGAGAGAAGCAGCAGCAGCAGCUACGCACUCGCUCCCACUCACACGCAGCACAGCAGAAAGAGAGAGAGAGAGAGAGAGAGAGAAAGACAGGAGCCCCAGCAGCGCGCGGAGUGUUUGUCCUCUCCGGUGAUCAUGUGUCAGAGCAGGAGCGUGCAGAGGGCGGCGUGGAACUCAGGGAAAUGGUGAGAUGCUGCAGAUCUUUGCACAGCCCUCCGUCUUGCUACAAUCUCCACAGAGUUAGGGUUGAUGCGCGCAGGCUCCGGCCUCAGAGCUCAGCAGGAGCAGGGGAGCUGCAGGGAGGCAGCGCAGGAGGAGGAGGAGGAGGAGGAGGAGGUGGCCCCGGGGCUGGCGGAGCCUCUGCUCUCAGCCACCGAAACAGAUUCAGGUUACAGUUCCCCCAGUUGGCCUUGCGGCGGCGCUUGGGUCAGCUGAGCUGCAUGUCCCGGCCCGCCCUGCGGCUGCGCUCCUGGCCGCUCUCCUUCCUCUACUAUGUCCUGCCCCUCAGCGCUCUCAAACCCCUGGCCAAGGUGGGCUGGAGACCCACCUCCCGAGUGGGGCUGUACAAGACCAUCCCCACGCGGCUGCUGUCGCGCGCCUGGGGCCGCCUGAACCAGGUGGAGCUGCCCACCUGGCUGAGGAAGCCGGUGUACAGCCUCUACAUCUGGACGUUCGGCGUCAACAUGCAGGAGGCGGCCGUGGAGGACCUGCACCACUACCGCAACCUGGGAGAGUUCUUCAGGCGCAAGCUCAAGCCCCAGGCCCGGCCCGUCUGCGACUCGCACUGCGUGAUCAGCCCGGCAGAUGGCAAGAUCCUGCACUUUGGGCGGGUGCGUAACUGCGAGGUGGAGCAGGUGAAGGGGGUGACCUACUCUCUGGAGACCUUCCUGGGCCCACACACCUGGGCGGAGAGUCUCGUAGACGCCACCAGAAAUGAGGACGACGCCAGCUCGUUCCAGGACCUGCUGGUGACGAAGGAGGGGAACGAGCUCUUCCACUGUGUGGUGUACCUGGCGCCUGGAGACUAUCACUGCUUCCACUCCCCCACAGACUGGACCGUGGCCCACCGACGCCACUUCCCUGGCUCUCUGAUGUCCGUGAACCCGGGCGUGGCGCGCUGGAUCAAGGAGCUGUUCUGUCACAACGAGCGGGUGGUUCUGAGCGGGGAGUGGACCCAUGGCUUCUUCUCUCUCACCGCUGUGGGAGCCACCAAUGUAGGGUCCAUACGCAUCUACUUUGACAAGGAGCUGCGUACCAACGCCCCCCGCUACAGCAAAGGCUCGUACAACGACUUCAGCUACAUCUCCAACAACAACCGCGAGGGCGUGGCCAUGAGGAAGGGCGAGCACCUGGGCGAGUUCAACCUGGGCUCCACCAUCGUGUUGCUCUUCGAGGCCCCCAGGGACUUUGCCUUCAACCUGAAGGCGGGCCAGAAGAUCCGCUACGGGGAGCCCCUGGGCUCCAUGUGACCGGGCCUCACGGGGGUGGGGGGAGUCGUCUACCGCGAGGACGGACUGACUGUCGGCGCGUCCGGCGAGCUGUGGAGCGCGGCAGGCGGACUUGCGCACGGGCGACGAAUCCAUGCGGACUGGCACGCCUCGUACCGCAGGGAGAGGAAGAGGACGUGUCGUGAUGCUCGCUCGCACGCACACACACACACGCAUCGCCACUGACUCAUUUGCACACACACAUCAACCCUGAGUCGCUCGCAAUAGACACACGCGCACACCGAUGACUCGCUCCGAGCAGACGCGCUCGCGCGCACCAUCCCCACGUCUGUUGGACAUCUCCGUUCAUCUGCAGGGGGGUUUCAGUCGCUAUCACAUUCUUUCAGUUGUACGUUCAACUGCAAAGGACGCGCUGUACAUAGACUGACGAAGUUCAAACUCACAGCAACUAGGUUUACCAUGAAAACUAACACAUAGCUUUUUAUUUUUGUUAUUUUGUUAUUUACCCAUAAUGCCUUUUUCGUCAGGGGUCUCCUCCUCAGGGGAGAUGUUCCGACUUGAGAUGACAGACGCGCGCGCACACACACACACACACACACACAUACACACAUACACCAUGAAGAAAGAAUGUACCAGAUACUUUAUAUACCCAACAUUCUCUCCCUCAACUCUGAAAUGCCUUCCUCCUCUCCUCAGUCUGUCACGCACUUUCCCCAUCCAAGUCGGCUUUUACUCCACCCCCCACACCCCCAUCCCCCCUACUCACCCACCCUCCACUACCCCCCCCACCCAACCUGAAGGAUCUCUGACUGAGGACUCCCUCACCUAGACAGAGGGGGACAGCAGGUGGAGGAGGAAGAUGAGAUGAGAGGGACUGUCCGGGAAUGUUCUGUCUGAUCUCUCCGCCCUCUCAGCCAUGCAUCGUCUUAGCCCACCUUGACCCUGAGGUGCUACUAACCCUGUCAUGCACUAACCCUCCGUAGAGCUGCCAGGGUCAGUCAGCCCUGCCAUCCACCGUAUCCCAGCCCCACAUGGGCAGCGGCUGCUGCAAAGUCUUGAAAUAGACUGGAGGUUCCUUUGUUUUAGCGGACGAGGAGGAUGUUGAGGAAGACUUCUUGAGUGAGGGGCAGCCGUUUCUGUGGUGAUUGAUGAUGAUGUUGAUGAUGCUAAUAAUGACGAUGAUGACGUGUGUUUACCCAUCCAAACCAUUGAGAGUAAAGCCUGCCCUAUUUGUCUCCUGCACAAUUCCUGCCUGACCUUUAGAGCUGAUCUCUCCCCCCCCCCCAACUGCCUUGGCAAUGACUAAAAUACAGGCGUGCCAGCCAGCCAGCCAGCCCACACAGUGGAGUCAGCAGUUAGGGGGAAACAUGGCACUGGAGGGAGCUCUCCAUUCUUCCAUCCAGUGGGCGGGGCUUCUGAUCUAGAAUCAACCCUUUAAACCAGAUGGGCCAAUGGUGUUCCAGCCUGGAAGAGGAGUAGCUGAUUAUUGUGAAGCUUUCCCAGGUCACCAAUACCCAGGGCUCAGAUUAUCACAGCUACGAUCUUCUUCUGUACGACGGUUUAUUUUUUACUUUUUAUGUUUUGUUCUUCUAGUAGUGCCAAAAAUUAUUUUUGGGUUAUUGUAUUUUCAAUUGUCUUUCUUUUUUUCUUUUUUUUUUGAUGGAUUGUUUUUGGUUGUUAAAGGUGUUGACUUGUCUUCACUGCGUUCUCGUUGUGUUGCUGCUCAGCUUCACUGCUGGAGCGUCUUAGGGGAGGACACUUCACGCUCUAACCUAUUCUAAAAAGGAACUCACAAUUUUGAACUUUGACCUCUGGCCGAACGGUGAAUACAGAAUGUGGGCUGGGUUAGGGUGAUUUGGGGUCGAGGGGGGUCAUUUAUCUUUUGGUUACACCAAAACGCCCCUGACUACUUUGCCACAGAAACCAAACACCAGGAGGAUGUCUCCUAGCAACAGCCCUGUUGCACACUUGUUUUUCUAUGUCCAUUGUAAUAUACUUGAAUCAUGUGACUCAUUCUACACUGCAUAGAUUUUAAUCUCAAAGUAGUUUGAAAGAAAAAAAAGAAGCAAGAAACAUGUCAUUAAUAAAUUUUUGCGUAUUCUUAAAAAAACAAA
Molecule: messenger RNA, 4639 nt
Organism: Hypomesus transpacificus
Lineage: Eukaryota; Metazoa; Chordata; Actinopteri; Osmeriformes; Osmeridae
Gene: pisd
Product: phosphatidylserine decarboxylase
Exons: 8
Coding region: 1260-2546 (428 amino acids)
Biological process (GO): phosphatidylethanolamine biosynthetic process
Cellular component (GO): mitochondrion
Molecular function (GO): phosphatidylserine decarboxylase activity
Source: RefSeq, a predicted model, not a curated record